Haliotis rufescens (red abalone) is the source of this 771-nucleotide messenger RNA. RefSeq names its product signaling mucin HKR1-like. The coding region runs from base 1 to 771 and encodes 256 amino acids. NCBI's taxonomy places the organism in Eukaryota, Metazoa, Mollusca, Gastropoda, Lepetellida, Haliotidae. The record is from RefSeq and is a predicted model, not a curated record. The transcript has a single exon.
AUGUGCCAACAGUCCCAGUGUGCCAACAGUCCCAAUAUGCUAACAAUCCCAAUGUGCCAACAAUCCAAAUGUGCCAACAGUUAUAAUGUGCCACCAGUCCUCAUAUGCCACCAGUCCCAAUAUGCCAACAAUCCCAAUGUGCCAACAGUUCUAAUGUGCCACCAGUCCUCAUAUGCCACCAGUCCCAAUGUGCCAACAAUCCCAAUGUGCCAACAGUCCCAGUGUGCCAACAGUCCCAAUAUGCUAACAAUCCCAAAUUGCCAACAAUCCCAAUGUGCCAACAGUUAUAAUGUGCCACCAGUCCUCAUAUGCCACCAGUCCCAAUAUGCCAACAAUCCCAAUGUGCCAACAGUUCUAAUGUGCCACCAGUCCUCAUAUGCCACCAGUCCCAAUAUGCCAACAAUCCCAAUGUGCCAACAGUCUCAAUAUGCCUACAGUCCUAGUGUGCCAACAAUCCCAAUGUGCCAUCAGCCCCAGUGUGCCAACAGUCCCAAUGUACCAACAGUCCCAAUGAGCCAACAGUCCAGGUGUGCCUACAGUCCCAAUACACCUACAGUCUCACUGUGUCAACAGUCCAGGUGUGCCAACAGUCCCAAAGUGCCAACAGUCACAAUAUGCCUACAGUCCCAGUACACCAACAGCGCCAUUGUGCGAUCAGUCCCAAUGUGCCAACAAUCCCAGUGUACCAACAGUCCCAAUGUGCCAACAGUCCCUAUGGGCCUACAGUCCCAGUACACCAACAGCCCCAAUGUGCCAACAGUCCCAAUAUAG